AUGCCUAAGUCUAACCUAUGGAAGCCAUUGCUCAUAACGUUGAGUUCAUUCUUAUAUGGCUUAUUUCUUAUCACUCUUGGCCUGAUUGAACUAUUCAACCGCAAAAUAAGCCCAUUGUUCACUGUCACAACUCUUUGGUUCGGCUUCCUAUCCAUUCUCGCAGCCGCUGGUGCGCAAAUAGGCCUGUUUUCCAAGGACUACCUAACCAUCACAAGUUCUGUCGUACUUAUCACGCUGGAGAAUCUGUUCAUAUUCAUUACCUCCAUCAUAUCACUGUUCGACGUAAUCUACAACUAUCGCUUUUACAUGAGACACAGAGCACACUAUGUAUUUGUUGCACUUGAAAAGUACAGGUGGUUUGGCAUUUUAGUAUUUGCGAUCAUAUCCUUCUUAUCAUUAUCCUGUAUUUUGUAUAUGUGGACUUUCUAUGAAACGAUGGAGGAUGAAGAUGUUGCUACGUUACUGGGCCACCCCUUCAACAUGACGUCGGAUUUUUGGCAUUAUCCCACGGCAAGAUCCGCAGUUUCCAAGCUGUUUACACCCAGGAAGCCUAUGCGCCAGUCAUCCUGCAAUUUUCCUACAACUCACAGUGUGGAUAGGGUUGAUAAUAUAUCCAGCCCCUUGGAAGCCGUAUAA
Molecule: messenger RNA, 636 nt
Organism: Babesia microti strain RI
Lineage: Eukaryota; Apicomplexa; Aconoidasida; Piroplasmida; Babesiidae
Exons: 1
Coding region: 1-636 (211 amino acids)
Source: RefSeq, a predicted model, not a curated record